UUAGAAAGAAAUAAAAAAGUUUAGUUUAGAAAAAUUGUUACAUAUGCCGUGCUAAGGGGAUCGGGGAAGAUGCAUCACAGAAGAAAUGAAGCAAGCUAACUCAACAAAUUAGUUGAUUCAAUUUGAUUCACACCUCUUCCUCACUUGUGCUACUGAUUUAACACAAAAAGCCAUGGCCGAAUGGUGUAAUCUUCCUGGAGAACUCCUAGACCUCAUAUCGAAACACCUGGAUUCCUCCAUUGAUCUCCUUCGUUUCCGAUCUGUUUGCACUUGUUGGCGAUCUUCUCUCCAUCCCCACCGUUCAUCUUCCCCUUCACGUUUCCCUAUUCUCCCCAACAAUGGCAUCUCUGAUACUACUUGGGGCUUCUAUCUUUUUAAACGCUCCAUCUUUUUCUUUCAAUUGCCACCACCCCUUUUCAAUUCUCAAUCAAACCCUUCAUGGGUCGUCAAGAUUGAUCAGGAAAAUCCCCAAAAAUGUCAUCUUUUCAACCCCCUUUCGCGCGAUGAGUACAAACCCCUUCCACCCAAUUUCCCUAAACUUGUUGAUUUUAUGGGCUUGAGGGUUUCUGAAUUGGGGAUGGAGUAUACUUUGCAGUAUAUUAAUUAUCGCCCGUUUGCUACUUCCAUUGGAGAUGCUGGUAAUCUUUAUUCCGAGAAGGUUGCGUUUUGUGAUGUGGGUGGUGGUGGUGGUUAUGUCAUUUUGACUAUUCAUGUUAGUGGUAGAUUGGCAUUGUUGAAAUCUGGUGAUGUCAAAUGGACUGUUAUUGAUGAUAUGCCUGCACCAUAUGAUGAUGUGGUUUUUUAUAAGGGUUCUUUUUAUGCUGUUGAUAGUACGGGGCGGACUGUGAUGGUGGAUGUUGGGAGCUCACCUGUGUCGGUGAGGUUUGUUGCUGAUUCGGUGUUUGGAGGGGAUACGAAAAUGUUGGUGGAUGGAUGUGGUGAAUUGUUUAUGGUUGAUAAGUUUUUGAGUGUUGGGCCGGAGGAUGAUGAGGGGUUUGAUGGGGACGAGGAAUUUGAUUAUAUGAGUGAAAGGACUGUGAGAUUUGAGGUGUUUAAGCUGGAUAAGAGCGGGGAGAAGUGGAUUAAGGUUGAGAAUUUAGAGGAUAGGAUCAUCUUUUUAGGUGAUAAUUGUGCUUUUUCAGCUUUAGCUUCAAAUUUUGUAGGGUGCAAAGGGAACUGUAUAUUGUUUACUAACUCAAGUAAGGUGGAAGAUGGUGUCUUGAAGAGUCGCGGAAUUAGUGUUUUUGAUUUGGAGAGUGGGAGUAUUGGUCCUCUGGCAGACUAUCCUGGUUUAUCUGAGCUGUUUUGGCCACCCCCUGCUUGGAUUUCUUCCCCUCCAAAUCUGGUGGAGGCCGGAUUGAAUCAUCUAAGAAUUUAAUGUGUAAACUUCCAUACGAGCAAGCAAGAAAAUCCCCUCUGCUUGAUGGAUGCCUUGCUCAUGAAUAAUUGUGUACAUAUAAUUUAAUUUAAUGCUGGCGGCCCUUUGCCUUUCAGUUCAUAAAUUAGAGUUAUAAAGUGUAACUCUGUAUUUUCACUUUUGCAUCAUAAAUGUAUCAAUCUGCUUGAAUAAUUGAUAAUGUUACUAUUAUGCAGAUAGUUGGAAUGUUUUAAUUUGGGAAUAGAUGAAUAUAUUUACAAUUUCAAUUA
This is a messenger RNA of Daucus carota subsp. sativus, 1647 nucleotides long. RefSeq names its product F-box protein SKIP23. The coding region runs from base 173 to 1378 and encodes 401 amino acids. Lineage: Eukaryota; Viridiplantae; Streptophyta; Magnoliopsida; Apiales; Apiaceae. Gene Ontology annotation, molecular function: protein binding. The record is from RefSeq and is a predicted model, not a curated record. The transcript is spliced from 2 exons.